ACGUAGGAUGAUACACCAAUCACGAAUAAUCGCUCGUGAAUUGCACAACAACCGGUUGCAGUAUUGAAUGCAUCGAUUGUCUUUUGGCGCGAGUUUUUUUUAAAGUUGUUUAGUUUUGUUAUUAUUGCAAAUGAUAUGCGAGUGAUGUAAAAUAAGAAGAUGGAAACGGCCAGUACUUCCAGUAAUAAUGACACGAAUAUCGAGCAGAUUGAUGAAGACACAGAAAAGAAAAAGCUGCGUCAAGAAAUAAAGAGUCUGGAAUGCUUAAUCGAACAAUGCGAACAAAAACUGAACACAAUAUGUUUCGGAGACGUGGAAGAACAUUUGACAGAAUCGCCAAACUUGAAGAUUCUUCCACAUUCAAGAAGAAUACCGAAUGUCGAAGUUGAUUUGCAAAAUGAGUUGUAUAAUUUCGCCGGUUUUCAUUGCGCUAAAUUCCGAAGGGAUGAGAUCGUAUUCAACUUUAAACCAACGAGCAAGUAUCAGAAAAACGACACUUAUGCGAUACAGAUUUUCAUAAAGAAUGGAAAAGGCGAGCUGGGAAAAUGGGUAAUGCCAAUGUCGUUCGAUGUGAAUGACAUGCUGUCUAAAAUACCCAUUGACAAAACAAAAAAUAUAGGUCCUUUUCUAAAGAGUUGUCAACACAAUAUUGACUGUUACGUUGCUCGACAAGACCAGUUCCUGUCAUUAAAAGAAUAUACUUUACAUAUGAAACAUUGUUCUCUGCACUCUAACAUGGCAUAUACGCAAAUUAGUUUAGAAUUGUAUGGUAUACAUGACAAAGAAAAUGAUAAAUAUAUGAACUUAGUAAUAUAUUUACUAUAUCAUUCUCAUAUAGCAAGACCAUAUAAAAUUAAUAUCGAUACAAUGGAAGAAAAGAAGUUAAAUGAUGAUUUAAGACGACAAUUAAAAAUAUGUCUAAAAGAGUUCAAGAUAUUAGAUUUACAAACAGCAUUUGAAAAGAUUUUAACAGAGGAUUCUGCAUUUACGUGGCUGCGGACAGAUGACAGUGAUAGUCCACUAGAAUUGAAUGACACUAGUGAUUCUACAGAAGAUUUUGUAGUAGACUUACAAUUAAAUCGAAACAAGUUACUGAGAAAACGCAAGAGAAAACAUGAACGGCAGAAGAGGAAUGAAAGAAAAAAACGGAAGAAUACUUCAAAAAAUAUUGAAUUAUCGAACAAUAAUGAGGAAGAUAGUUAUACACAAGUGACAAGCACUAAAAGUUCACGGCAAAUUUUGAAAGAAAACGAAACAGAGAAGCUUCCAUCCACUUCAAAACAAAAAGUUUUUAGAAACCUUCCAGAAGAAACGACACCAUUGUAUAAACCUAAAAUUAGAUUAAAACAGACGAAAUUGAAUUUUCAUACCAAUCAGCCUACAAACAAUUCUAAGGAUGCAAAUUUUGAUUCAAAACUACAUGAUGAACUUGUCAAAAAGAAACUGAAGAUAACUCCGCUAGGCACUAGCACUCCGUUACCUGAUACAAUCAGAAAUAAAAAAGUAUCCUCAUCGUCUAGUUCAGAAAUGGGAAACAUCACAAAUAUUGAAAUACUGAAACCAACUAUAGAUAAAUUGAAAAAAUCUAAAGGUAGUCGUCUAACAAAUAAGAUUGUAAAAAAGAAAGCACCAAAGUUAUCACAAGGUACUAUUGAAGCAAUUAGAUCAUCGUCACGAACUGUGAAGACAGAUCAACGACGUAUGAGGAAUAUGAAAAACAAAAAUAUGAGAAAAUGAGUGUAGAAUUAUGUGUGAAAAAUAACAAAACGUAUAUCUUGUGCGAUACGAGUUCCUUGCCACGUUUAUCGGACGUCAAUAAUCAUCCCCCCGUUACGUUGGUACCAGCCACGGUUUAGAGGGUGGGGUAAAAUCAUCCCUCUACACCUGUGCUAUAGAAUCGAGAAUUCGCAUCGAAGUUUAUGUUUGAGAAUCACUGACAUGUCAUAUAGUUCCAUUCAUCGCGCACUUCGUGUAUCUCCGUCAAUGUUCGUAU
Molecule: messenger RNA, 1993 nt
Organism: Nylanderia fulva
Lineage: Eukaryota; Metazoa; Arthropoda; Insecta; Hymenoptera; Formicidae
Source: RefSeq, a predicted model, not a curated record